CUUAUUCCGAACGGAAAGCUCUCCUUGUUCAGCGCUCAGCCUUCAGUGUUCUAGUGCUGCUUUACUGCGACUGGGGCACGACUACUACGCCCCUUAUAUCCUCUUUCUAACCUGAACCAUCAUUGUCACUCAUUCUUCACUCGCUCGCUCAACUGACGACACAUCGAGAAAGUAAUCAGAUAGACCGAAAUCAUGUCAAUGAUCAUGUCGUUCCUCUCGAAAAUCUUCAAACCACUGGCAUACAUCUCUUUACCCGUCGUUCUCAUUCGCACUUUUGCAAUGUCUUCUGCUAAGGGAAGAUAUUACGUCCGACUUGGGAUCUAUUUCGCGUCUCUAACCACGGUUGCAACUGUAGUUGCUUUUAUCGGAGCAGUAAUGGCGGUUGGAGGGCAUCGAGACGACGUCUGUUUUGUGUCAGCGAGGCUUUUUUAUAUGUUGGCGAGCCGUACUAUAGGCAUUACAGUCAAGGUGGAAGGUGAAGAACACUUACAAACUCGGCCUGCGGUCUAUAUGGGCAAUCACCAGAGCAUGUUGGAUGUACUUUUUAUCGGCAAAACAAUGCCCAAGAAAGCAACAAUUACAUCUAAAAAAUCAGUGCAAAUGACGCCUUUAGGGCCGUUCAUGAUGGCGGCUGGUGCGAUAUUUAUCGACAGAGGGAACAAUGCUCGGGCUAUUCGCUCGCUACAAGCCGCAGGGGAGUUGAUGAAGAGGAAGCGCACAUCACUUUGGAUGUAUCCUGAAGGCACCCGCCACCUGUCCGAAGUUCCGGAUAUGCUUCCGUUCAAAAAAGGAGGGUUUCAUCUCGCAGUCCAAGCUGGUAUCCCCAUCGUUCCGGUCGUGACAGAGAAUUACUGGCACCUAUAUCACGAGGGACACUUUGAAGGUGGGCAGGCGAAGAUCCGAGUUCUACCUCCUGUGCCCACUACUGGCAUGACUGUAGCAGACAUUCCAGAACUCAUUGUCAGAGUACGGAAUCAAAUGUUGGAAGCUUUGCGGGACAUUUCUCGUCAAGUUCCAGCCGAGAAGGAUGGCGCGACGGAGUCGGCUAAGGACGAAGCCUCGCUGGGUUCGCCUUACGAUAGAGACGAGAAGACACCUGGUCCCAGCGUCCCUUAUGUUCCCGAAGUCGAGGAUCCGACCACGUUUGCGGGUACCCGUGGCGUUUCAAUUAUAGGGAGAACAGUGUCAAUGACAUCCCUUUCUUCAAGUCAUGGGGUUAGGACUGCGAGUGAGAAUGGAACGGAGACAGAAGAGGAUGAAGGAAUGAUCCUUGUAGGUAAACCCACCUAGGUGUUAUCAUCUCUACCAGAAGGAAUACAUACUUGAUUUUUGAGGACCUUCA
Molecule: messenger RNA, 1342 nt
Organism: Marasmius oreades (fairy-ring Marasmius)
Lineage: Eukaryota; Fungi; Basidiomycota; Agaricomycetes; Agaricales; Marasmiaceae
Exons: 3
Coding region: 193-1290 (365 amino acids)
Biological process (GO): phosphatidic acid biosynthetic process
Cellular component (GO): endoplasmic reticulum; membrane
Molecular function (GO): 1-acylglycerol-3-phosphate O-acyltransferase activity
Source: RefSeq, a predicted model, not a curated record